Pocillopora meandrina is the source of this 2355-nucleotide messenger RNA. The record is from the annotation of a GenBank genome assembly. NCBI's taxonomy places the organism in Eukaryota, Metazoa, Cnidaria, Anthozoa, Scleractinia, Pocilloporidae.
AUUUAAGAAUCAAGUUGCUAUACACCGUGCCACAAAUUCUACAGGAGUGAGUCCUGCAGUGUGAUUCUCAUACAACAGUUGUCAUUUCACUUUACGUUUGUAACUUACAGCAUUUUCUGAAAUGUUUUCUUCAAACAUUCCGAUUUCUUUUCUUUUAACGGUGGUAGUUUUUUGUUGCUCAGUAGCAAGCUGUGAUUGUAAAUCUUCAACUCAAGCGUUCCACUUCGAGGAUUACUCAGAGCAGCGAGUAAAAGGAUGCUACUAUCAUAACCAGACUUUGGGGAUUUGUUUUGAUAUUGAACAAGGCUCGUUAAAACUGAUGGAGACGGCCGGGAGAAUAAUAGUGUUAUACCAAAAACUUGGUACAGAUAUGUUCUAUUACAAGAUUAUAGAUCAAGAUUUCCUAGGGUAAGUGAAACGAUGUUUUUUUUAUCGCAAUCGGAAGACGAGUUGUCAUUGACCCGUGCUCUUUGAUGAAAGAUAUCUGUCGAUCAAUCGUCAGCAGCUAUACUUAAAAACGCCCUCGAAAGUUCCCUGACGUUCUUAUUCUGUUCUACUACGUCAUUCAUAGCGUAAAGUGGGUAAUACCGGUAACAUUGUAAUUCAUCGUACGACAUUAGGCUACUGAAAAUUAAAAAAAAAAACCCUUCAACAUUGGUGAAGUUGUUCACCGGUAUAUUUGUAAUGAAUCUGUCUGUGAACAGAGGAAAGAAGAAACACAGUUUUUAGGUAUUAAGAUGUGUAAAUCGACAGCAUUUAGAAACCGCUUUGUCAUGCCUGCACUCGGUAAGAUAAUCCUAUCCACCAAAACAUUUUCUGAAAGCCGUUUAUUACAGAAAACAAGAGAAUGUCGCCGUUUUGUAAAAAGAUAUAGUCAGCGCCAGAACCUCUGGAAUAUUACUUAACACAACGAAACAGACCACGCGAUCUUUUAAAGCUGGCAGCACUUACGUCCACAGAGAAUUAACUUCUGAUCAAUAAUUUUGUCAAUCCUCUUUAGGCGUGGCCCAUCAUUGUUUUAUAUUCCCAAAGCCAUUCCCAAAGUAUCACACAAUCUUCACGAGUUUCUGACGAUGGGCCGGACCUCCGAGGAAACACAGGUCGAACUUCAAGCGUUAAAAAUCCAUUACCAUGAGGCCAUAAGAGAGCUGCGGCGAGAACCGGAAAUUCAACUUCUGGAACGUUUGUCACAAGCACUUGCUGAAAAUGUAACCCAAUCGGAAAUGUUAAAGCCAUUUCAUGCCCUGUGUUACAAUCUCCUGAAGACUUCAGACGUUCAGACUCCACACGAGUUGAGGGCAAGACGCGAUUUGGGAAAUGAAAUUUCUGGGCACCAUAGUAAGAGACAAAAGCGCUGUGACUUAGCGCUUGAUCCAAAACAAAAUAAUUGCACUGGUAUGUGUGGCCCCAACUGUUCAUGCUGGUCUUGGGUCUGUGGUGACUGUUGUUUCCAUCAGGGAUGUCAUGAACACGAUAUAUGUUGUGAGAAAUAUGGGUCUUGGAGCGCCUAUUGUGCUUUACCACUCGGCUUCAGUUGUGAAAGUUAUAGGACAUGUUAACGAUGGAAAUGACAAGUUGCCUUUUUUUUUUAAGUAUGGCAUCUUUUGCAUCAGUAAAUUAUACUAUAAAAAUUAAGAUAGAUGAAAUAUAAACACAUUUUUCGUUUUAAGUAAGUCAUCUGUACAACUUUACCAGUUUCUUUUGGUUUAAAAAACAUGGACUCAGAACCUAUACCUUGUGUUUUGCUACUUAACCCUUUACAAUCCAACAUCAGCAUGCAUGUUCUCCAUACAUUUCUUAAGGAGCUGACGAGGAGAAUUUGUUUAACAAUCAAGAACUUCUUUGGCUGGUGAUCCUUUCUUUUAUUCUUUUGACCUCAAUGUGUGUUUUAGGGGGUGAUUAUAGAGGGAGAAAUUAGAUGCUAGUCACUUUGAGGGCCUGUCAUAGGGUUAAUUUUGGUCCCGAUCACCCUUUUUAAAAGAAGAAUCAGAACUUAUCUUUCAGGUUUGAAUAACAAGGGUUUCAAUAAUGCUGAUAGCUCAUUUUUAUUUCUUUUGUGCAAUUAACAGCAAUUUAACUUCUGUAGUAUAAUGAUGAAACUUUCAAGAGCAUAUGGAGCAGUUAAACAAGACCUUGCUUUCCAAUUCUCUGGACAUGGUUCUUUUUUCUCAUUCCCAUGAAUGUAAUGAAAUAUUCAAUAUGCUUAUCAACAAAUAUCUUUUUACUUCAUUCUAGGUAAAUAAAACUUGUUUGGAUCGAAUUUGAUAAAAAAAAUCAUGACAAGUUUUGUUAUCAGACUUGCACUGAAAUUACUCAAAUAUACUAGUUGCAAGCAUAAAAUAUUUGAAUAGUCUA